Messenger RNA from Aspergillus ochraceoroseus IBT 24754, 1281 nucleotides. RefSeq lists its product as uncharacterized. The record is from RefSeq and is a predicted model, not a curated record. The coding region runs from base 1 to 1281 and encodes 426 amino acids. NCBI's taxonomy places the organism in Eukaryota, Fungi, Ascomycota, Eurotiomycetes, Eurotiales, Aspergillaceae. The transcript is spliced from 2 exons.
AUGUCUUCCACUUUCGCAGACCCUUUCUUCCACCCCGCCCUGGUUGCCCGUGACAGCUUGACGGAGUGUGUAAAAUGUCCCGCCACCGCCCCUACUUGCCCGUCCUGUCCAAGUGGCACCAAAUGCAACAUGGUCAGCCAGUCUUGCAAUCAGUGUGCAACUAUGGAAUGUAUCUCGGAUGGUUCGAGCGGUUCGAGUCAACAGAACAACUCGGGUGGUGGAAGUAAUGCAGGAGCUAUCGCUGGUGGUGUUGUUGGAGGCGUCGCAUGCAUUGCACUUGUGACGUUUUUGAUUUGGUGGUUCUUUAUUCGCAAAAAGCGCAAGGCGUUGGACCAAGAACGAUCCGAGAAAGCCAGCUCGUUUGCCGAAGCCCGGGAUGCGAGGAAAUCAACCCAUUCGAUUGCUUCUACCGUUCUGACUCGUGCAUCAAAUGUCAUCCAAAUCGCCUAUAUUCCUGGAGUAACGAACCGGUCCCCCCCGGAAACUCCAGGGGCCCUUGUGCCCCCCGUUCCUCCACUUCCUGGCGCCUCGCCCGACCAACAUUUCUUCAUGCCUGGGGAUCUGCGCGACUCAUCUUGGUCGGAUGUCGCCCCCAGUCUGCGGAGCAGUGUGGCAACCACCAUCUACCGGAACAACGCUAUCGUCAGCCCCAUGCCAGCUCAACAGAUUAUGCGCACCCGUGCCGCCGUGGUCAGCAUCCACAACGGAGGCAAUGGCCAGCCAGCGUCUCAGUCAUCUUUGGCUCCAGAUGCUCCAGCUGUCCCGGUUAUCACGCAGGCACAGCUUACCAAGGCAGGUAUUACCGAUGCAAACAGCAAGAGCUCCAUCGUCGCUCGCACUGUCACUGCGAAACCAGUUAUGGUGAAGGGCUCCGGGAAGAAGAACAAUGCACCAGCCGUGCAAACAAUCCAAGAGCAGGUGGAGCCUGUGUCUGGAGAGGCUCCUUCGCGUCAAAAAUCCCCUCUUCAGAACACUACCUCGGCCUUCGAUGCCAGCUCAUCCGACGAAGAGGAAGCAGCCGUGGCUUCGACCUCGAACAAGCGCAAUUCCACCCUCACCGAUAAGCGUAGCUCUGCUAUUCAAUCACAAGCCCCAACCGUGAUUGAAGAUUCACCAGCCGUUGACCAGAGUCCCUUCAAGGACCAGACACCCACCGAUACAAUCCCACGGAAUUCAUCAUUCCUCGAGGCCCACGAAGGGUCCACUAGGUCGAACCGAAACAGCCGAACUCCCCCUCCCCGAGUCGAAAGCCCCUUCUCCGAUGCGAAUGAGGUGAAAUAA